GCGGAGGUGCAUCACGUGAUAGGGUUGUGAAAAGGCCUGAGGAAAACAACCCUGAACGAAAAAGGAAAGGGACGAGAAAAACGCGAAGUUUUUACCCUUUUUUGUCGGCUUUUUUCGCCACUUUAGUGGCUCAAGAGACAGCUGACAACCCCGGGAAGACAUCAUGGCGGAGACAUACGUCCUAAACGUCGAUUUUAACGGCGAAUGCAACGUUUUUCACGUCUCUUACGCCACCACUUGGGAAACCGUCGACAUGUUGCUCAAGGUGAACUGUGGAGAAGAAAUUAAAGUGACCUACACGGAUGAAGAAAACGAUCAGGUGUGCAUUAACAGCCAAGUCGAGUUGGAAGAAGCGCUGAAAUGCGCCCGCAACGGUAACGACGUCCUGUCCGUGCAAGUGGUGGAAACUCUGCGUACACCGCCUGAGAACAGUAUCAGUCGCGACGACGGCUCGUCGGUACACGAAGAAGUGGCAUCCAUUCCCGACCAGCCCGCGCCAGUCCCCGAGCUUGUUCUCGUGACCGACGAGCCGACCAAACUGAGCGAAUUCCCCAAACCUAUCGAAGAGCAACCACAAGCUGACAAGACUAAAACUAAGACACGUGAACAGCGAACGUUUGAAGGUGUCAUGAGAACAUUUGAGCGGACGGACAAGCAGAAACAGAAGGCCACUCCUACUGACAACAAGGAAGGAGAAGAAUCCAUGGAUAAAAGUGGGAGCAGAACUCCAUACCAGCUGUUUUUAGACACCCCAAUACCUGUGCAGAUGGACAGUGUUACACCUGACAUCACUGUUACCGACCAUACAUACAGCAAGACCCCCGAGGAGCUGCAAAAACUGCCUGAUGGGGCCCAGCUUGGACAGGAGGUGCUACCUUCCGUGUCUGGACUCCCGCGACCGUCCAAGACAGACAUUCCGAGGUCCCGUGUUUGCAAGCGGAAGGCCAAGAGUUACUACGCCAGCCUUGUAGAGAGCAUGGGCGCGACGCGGGCCGCCAAGAUGGCGGCUCUCAUCGGUCCACAGGUUGGUGAUGGGGCUGACCAAGCAGAUGGGCGGAUGCACGUGGCACGUUGCCUGAUGCGCUCACAGAGCCUCCCCGACAGUGAGAAGCCUCCAAAGUGGUUUGUGGACUUCAUGAAAGAGUUCAAAGAGGAAACUGGGAAGGAGAUCACCAUGGAGGUGCUAAGGAGCAUCAAGGAAACCAACUCCUCCCCAGGGAGCCUGGAGGGGCCUUCAUCCCCUCCUCCUGUCCCAGGCACAGCCGUUCCAGUGCCUGCAAAUCUGGAAACAAAUGGCUCAGCUGCCUAUGUUCAUACAGGAAUCAUCUGUGACCAGUGUGAACAGAUCAUUGUCGGGAUACGCUACAAGUGCGCGAACUGCAGUGAUUUUGACCUGUGCGAGGCAUGUGAGCAGGUCACUGCUCACACCCCCACUCACGUGUUCCUGAAGAUGCGCACACCUGCCUUCGGCGCCGGCCGGAAGAACGGCAAGAUGGUGCCGCUCCUCAAGAACUCACUGUACCGGGACGAAGCAGAGGAGACCGUGCAGAGUGAAACUCCAGUGGCGAGCGCAAAGCCUGCGAGCGAAACAAGAGAAGCGGUCGUCCCGUCUCCCGCCAAGCCCGUUCACGAGGCCCGCGUGCGCGAGGAGUGCAAGAAGAUCAAGGAGAUGAAAGCCAAGGAGUUGAAGGAGGAGAGACGCAAGCUCAAGGAAGAGCGACAACGCCUUAAGGAAGAGCGUAAGAAGCUCAAGGAAGAGCAGAAGAGGCGUCUGGAAGGAGGGUGGCCCCAGUUCAACUACAGGAAGUGGGGUCGGACCAGCAGUGCCAGUGUUGAGGGCACAAGUGACCCAGUCUACCGACCCCUACCCCCUCCCCCACCCGUGCAAGCGCCCAAGAUCACAAAUCACAUGGAUGCGGUGUUUGUCUGCGAUGGUAACAUGAGAGACGGAACUCACGUCCAGCCGGGGACCAAAUUCACCAAGCACUGGGUCAUGCGCAACGAAGGGGCCGGAAACUGGACAUCCAACACUAAGUUGACCCUGAUGUGGGGUACCAUCACAGUGGUGUCGCCCAGCGAGGUGUCGGUACCAUUCCUACAGCCCCAGGAGGAGGGGACUGAAUUCUACCAACACAUAUGAACUUUCAUGCUCAGA
Messenger RNA from Branchiostoma floridae (Florida lancelet), 2155 nucleotides. Its product is annotated as next to BRCA1 gene 1 protein-like. The record is from RefSeq and is a predicted model, not a curated record. The coding region runs from base 164 to 2140 and encodes 658 amino acids. The transcript is spliced from 15 exons. NCBI's taxonomy places the organism in Eukaryota, Metazoa, Chordata, Leptocardii, Amphioxiformes, Branchiostomatidae. Gene Ontology annotation, biological process: macroautophagy. Gene Ontology annotation, cellular component: phagophore assembly site. Gene Ontology annotation, molecular function: zinc ion binding; ubiquitin binding.